AUGGCUAAUAUACGUUUACGUUCAAUUAUAAUAAAACUACAAGAUUGUCUUAGUAAUGAUGAUCGAGAACGUUUACAUUUUUUACUUGGAGACGAUGUACCAAGACGACUUCAAGACAAUACCACAUUAAGUGGAACUCUUAGUAUUAUGCAAUCACUUUUUGAUCGAAAUAAGAUUAGUGAACAAGAUUUUACCUUUUUAAUUAAUGUAUUCGAAGAAAUUCCAUGUCCUCAUGCUGUCAACUUACUUGCAGAAUACAAACAACGUAUACAAACAAAGUUGCCAAAUCAACCACCAGAAAUGCCACCAUUACAUGAUGAAGUAUUCGAAGACCAGGAAGAUAAAAGUGUAUCACGAACUCUUUUACAACAGACGAAUAAUUGUUGUAACUAUCAAAAAAAUAUCAAUAGCAAUAAUACAAAUAUUAAUCCAGUAAUAUCUAAUGUUCAAAAUAAAAAUAGUUUAUCUUCAAAAUGUAAAGAAAUUCAAUCAUAUCUUUAUAAUUUUCGAAUAAAUAAACAUUCACUAACUAUUAUUAUUUUACUAAUUCUUAUAUUUGGAACAAUAAUAUUAAUUUAUAUUAUUAAAAUGACUGAUCAUAAUAAAUCAAAUUCAAAAUUAAAAUACGAUUAUGUUUUAGAAGAACAACAAAAGAAAAAUAACAAAACAAUUCAAUUAUUAAAUGAACCUAUAUUAGAAAAAAAUCAACAAGCCAAUGAUCAAUUGACACUACCAAACAAAAAGAAAUAUAAUUCAUUAGUUAUUGAAGGCCGAGAAUUUGGUAGUGCACAUGGUACUCAUUUCGAUGAUUCUACACAUCCGUAUUUUAUAAGUUCACAUUAUCUAAAUGGAAUACUUGCUCGUGAUAAUGAUGAUGAUUUAGAAUCCUAUCAAUUUUAUUAUUCAUCUUCGUGUGAUAGUCAAGACAUGAUCACAUCAGAGAGGCAUGGAAACCAAAAUUUAUCUUUUAAAAAAGAUUUUCAAUUUGACAAAAAUGAAAAAAUACAAAAAGUUGAAGGACAUUAUUUGAAUAAAACCAUUGUUUUUUCAAAUGGUACAAAUUUAACAAUGCCAAUAAUAACAGGACUUCAAUUUUACACAACAAAAGGUCAUGCUAGUCCAUCAUAUGCUGGUGAAGAAGGAGUAAUGUUUGAGGAAGAAUAUGAGGGCUAUACAUUAUGGUAUGUUACUGGAAGAUCAGAUGAAUAUAUUCAUCAACUACAAUUCUAUUGGUAUCGAACAUUAGACAUUGAUUAG
Messenger RNA from Adineta steineri, 1257 nucleotides. The record is from the annotation of a GenBank genome assembly. NCBI's taxonomy places the organism in Eukaryota, Metazoa, Rotifera, Eurotatoria, Adinetida, Adinetidae.